Messenger RNA from Periconia digitata, 2466 nucleotides. The record is from the annotation of a GenBank genome assembly. NCBI's taxonomy places the organism in Eukaryota, Fungi, Ascomycota, Dothideomycetes, Pleosporales, Periconiaceae.
CCCAAGAAUUGGUCAAAGUAACCGGAAUCAGCCCUUUCUUGCUCAAGUUUGAAUUGUAGCUCAUUCUGUGCCUAGAGACCAUUUGAAUUUUGUCCCCGGAGUCAAAGUCUGCUCCUUGAUUAGACUGUCCUGAUCCUGGCUAGUCGAAGCUGGGGAGGCACUCGCGACUGAUGGUGAUGGUGGUAUGGACGGUCGUUUCCAGAAUUUGAGAGAUCUUGAGCUAAUAGAAAGCAAUUGUUCCUUCAGGUCUGUCUUCCUCGAGUCGAAGGAAUACCGUAUCUUUGUUUUGGAAGGAUCGGGUUUAUCGUUCACUGUACUUCCGAGGAGCGAUACACCAAGCGAAUUUGAAGUAGUAGUAUAUUCCGAUGAGAACUCGGGACUGAUUGAUCGCAACGUACGUAAAGCCUCACCAAACCGAGCGUUCAACUGAGCCAGACAUUUUAGUAUCAGGUCAUACCCAUCAUCACCCCACAGUGCUCGAAACUUGUCCGCGGAAUCCCCGUGCUUCUGGCUCUCAGCCUUCUUGAUCCAAGACAUGUGCCAUAGCUCCAGAGUAUAUCUCUGAGCUUCGAGUCUAAUCCCUGCGCUCGAUAUCUGGGCUCUUGCUUCAGGAUAUUCGCGGGCUAAUUUGACCAACGCACUCUGGGACUUGAUCGCGACGUCCACAAAUGCAGCCGCCGACAAUACCAGACCGGCAACCUCCAUGAUCCACAAUUCAGUGUGUUGGUAUAGUCCGGAGAUGGGUAGAAGAAAAGAAAACUAUGCCUCGGUCAAGUUGUGGGAGGAGCAAGUGUGAAAUCCAGCCUCGUGCGGGGCACCUCGUAUCGCAGUUGCUUUUUUCGCUGUCGCUACCUUGAAGAUUGACACAUGCUAAGAGUUGGCAUUUGAACAAACGCAUUCUCAGUGAAGAACACUCGGAAAUAAAACUACUUUCUGCCGACCUCAAAAAUGAAUGAUUCAAUCAAUAUAAGCCCUCUGGCUCGUCUUUGUGCUAGAGAAAUUGGAACUAUCGCAGUAUCCGUUCACAAGAGUUGGGCUCGUAAUGCCGACGAACAACUGAGACUGGGAUUAGGGUUGAUAGACUCAGCCAGUCGAUUGAAGGAAUGGGAGAUCAAUCUGGCAAGAUCAGAUCUACAAUACAAACUGGGAGCUACCGACGGUCACGAUUUCGUGACAAAUGUCAUCGGGCCAUUGCUGCUCUCUCUGGCCCUCCAAGUAGAUCCUAUAUACUGGUACCCCAAUAACCCAAGAAAUCGAGUAAGGAAAGAGUUGAGCACAUAUGUUAUGGCAAUAGUGGGCAGUUCCCAGCCAGACUCUCCUGAAACCUUGAUUGCAUAUCUGCGGGAACGAGGAUAUCAGACUCCAAGCUAUUCAAUGAUGGAAGCUGAAAACAUCAUUAACGACAUUGUCACCUGUCUAUGUAGCUACAGUACAGCGCUACGACUGAAAACAGCGUCUCUUUCGCCGCAACUGGAGCUCCAACCUCCUCAAAAAGAUAACCAGAGUUUAUAUCUAGGAUCUCUACAAAGAGACCUCCAAUUCAAGCCAAGUCUACCCCAAAGGACAGAAUCUGAUCUAUCUGAUCUAUGGAGGCAGUGGAAUUUAGGGGAUGAGCGAGCUGUCACUCCCCAAGAUAGCCAGCGACCCUUUGCACAGCAAAGCCAAUCGUCCGGAAAAUCAAAGCCAACCCUAUCAGGUGAACUUAGUAUCAAAAAACUUCCCAAAGGCACAACAAAAUCCAAAAAGUCGCAGAAACACGUGUCGACACGCUCUCCAACGCCCCCUCCUCCCUACGAACUAUCCCUCAAGAACCCCCCACCACCUUUCGGCCACGUCUGCUGGAUGAACGACACUGGCAGCCCCCCUCCUUAUCACGCCCUCCCAGAAGAUCACAAGCGAAAGCUAGUCAUCGUCGGGCCCGGGGCCUGCGGAAAAACUUGUGCCCUCAUCGUCUUUAGUAAAGGCACAUUCCCCGAAGUCUACGUCCCCACCGUCUUCGAGAACUACGUAGCAGAUGUCGAUAUCGAUUCCAAUCAUCUAGAGCUCGCGUUAUGGGAUACGGCUGGCCAGAUAGACUAUGAUCGGCUGCGACCGAUGUCGUAUCCAGACAGUCAUGUUAUUCUGAUGGCGUAUAGUGUGGACUCGCCUGAGUCGUUGGAUAUCGUGAUUGAACAGUAUACUCCUGAGAUAGCGCAUUUUUGCGCGGGAGUGCCUGUUGUGCUUACGGCGCUGAAGGUUGAUCUUCGCGAUGAUGAAAGAACGAUUCACGAACUUAAAAGGACCAGAGAGACGCCUGUGUCGUUUCAUGAGGGAUUGCGUACGGCGAAGAAGAUCGGCGCGGAUGCCUAUAUUGAGUGUUCUGCGCGAACUGGGCAAGGGCUUAGAGCUGUGUUUGAAGCGUCUACUCGGCUGGCUAUUGCUGGAUCAGGUUCCGAUGUCAAAGACUCCAAGUGCACGCUUAUGUAG